Durusdinium trenchii is the source of this 1837-nucleotide messenger RNA. Lineage: Eukaryota; Dinophyceae; Suessiales; Symbiodiniaceae. The record is from the annotation of a GenBank genome assembly.
AGCUCAAGACCCAUGGGGUCAAAACGUAUCCUUCUUUAUUAGGUUUUCUGCGUUUUUCAUGUGGCGAACGCUGGCUUUCAUUUGCUUGGCACCUGCGUCAGCCUCCCAAUGUUCGACCGCCAUUGAAGCGGACGGUGAGGAAACUGGCGUGCGCUUGUUGCAGCAUCAUGCUGCUGCAUUGCCAUCGGGUGCAUGUGGUGCCGGUCAAGGUCGACCUGCGCCGGGGGCUCCAUGCCUUCCGUGUGCGGAAGGUACUUGGAGCACUGACGGCACGUGCACAGCGUGCACUGCUGGCACUUGGAGUGGCCAAAGAGGUGCAGAGUCUCCAACAACAUGCGAAAAGUGCCCCAUGGGAACCUGGAGCAGCCAAGUUGGCGCCACUGCAUUGCAGGCAUGCAUACUUUGCCCACCAGGAACCUGGAGCAACGAAACUGGUUUGGGUGGAAUCAACUCCUGUAGCCCUUGCCCUGCUGGCACCUUCAGCUCCGCGGAAGGAGCCACCAGCCUGGAGACUUGCAAGGCCUGUUUGCCAGGGACGUGGAGUGGAGUGAUUGGUGCCAACGAAAAUUUGUGUGCAAACUGCACCGCUGGUCGCUUCAGCACGAAAUCUGGUGCUUCAGUCGUUGAGAGCUGUCAGCCUUGUCCUCGUGGAUUCUGGAGCAGCACCGAAGGAGCCAGUGAGAGCACCACCUGCAUCGCGUGUCCAGCGGGAACGGUGGGCGAGAACGAGGGCUCCACGAGUUCUGACAAUUGUGCAGCCUGUCUGCCUGGAAGGUGGAGUGAUCAGGCUGGUUUGGGCUGGAUUGACAACUGCACCAAGUGUCCUGUCGGGACCUACAGCAACAUCUCCGGUGCCACAGAGUCCUCCACCUGCCUUCCAUGCCCGGCCGGCAGCUAUCAGCCCAUUGAGGCAGCAGCCGAGCUGGCACUGUGCAUUCCCUGUGCUGUGGGGAACUUCUCGAACCAGCCGGGGGUCUCCAGCUGCAAGCGUUGCCCAAAAGGCACCUUUGGUGAUGGGUUUUCCUACACCGCUUGCAAUGCAUGCCCGGAGGGCACUUGGACAAGUGACGAAGGAUCCAUUCGAAGCGAUCAAUGCAGCAGCAGCAUCGCGCCACCCAGCACCACAACAGUCACAACAACAGUCACCACUACAGUCACCACACGGACCAUCACACAGACUUUCACCACGAGAAUGAGUACCAAGACUGUCACUUCCACAGUGACCACCAGUGUUACCACUUCCACUAGCCAAAGCAUCUCCAGUGAGGCUAGUGCUUCCGCCACGAACUCGGUGAACUCCCCCAGCAACUCCACCGGUGGAGCUUCCACGAACGCCAGCGGAGUUGCCGGCGUGAGCAGUUCGGAGGGAAGUGAAGCCGAGGCCGGAGAAAGCUCGAGCAAGCCUUGCGCCAAGGUCUUCGAUCAGUGUGGCGGGGGAGGAGCAAUCAGCCGCUGCUGUGAGCGCGGCUCCUCUUGCGAUGACUCGCGCAUGGAAUAUUGGCAAUGCCUUCCAGCCAAGACCUCCAUGGACUGUGCUGGUCUGGGAGAGCGUUGCGGUGGCAAAGGCUUCUAUGGACCCACCGAGUGCUGCUUGAAGUCCAAAAGUUGUGUGGCAAAGAGCAAGUACUAUUCCAUUUGCGAGUGAUGUGGCCUUGCAGAAGUCCACACAAUUCUUCAACCCCUGCUAGCAUACUGGUUUGGUGAGCGGCUCAAUGAUGGCCUGGAGCAAGUCAGCCAAGCAGGUAGACCGCCAAUGCAUAAACGCGUUGGAUUCUUCGUACCGCCGGAACCUCACAAAUUCCAUGAGCCAUGUGAGAAGAUGAAACUUGUUGAGGAG